This is a messenger RNA of Manihot esculenta (cassava), 1644 nucleotides long. RefSeq names its product serine/threonine-protein kinase ZRK1. The record is from RefSeq and is a predicted model, not a curated record. Bases 596 to 1543 code for a protein of 315 amino acids. Lineage: Eukaryota; Viridiplantae; Streptophyta; Magnoliopsida; Malpighiales; Euphorbiaceae. The transcript is spliced from 2 exons. Gene Ontology annotation, cellular component: plasma membrane. Gene Ontology annotation, biological process: protein phosphorylation; cell surface receptor signaling pathway. Gene Ontology annotation, molecular function: ATP binding; protein serine/threonine kinase activity.
AUAUAACUUUGAAAAUUCUGAAAACAUAAAAAUUAUAUUCUUUGAUGAAUUUAGUUAAUUGAAUUUUGAAUUUUGAAUUUUUUUUCUAAAAUAAAAAGAGUUAAUCCUAAUUAACAUCCAAGUAAUCAGUGAGUAAUUUCAUUGAAAUUUCCGAAGGGUCCAUUUUGAUGCCUCGACUUCGAGGAGAAGAUAUUGACGAUUAUCAUUGACUUGUAAAGUUUAUGAUCAAACAAUAACAUUAUUAUUUCAUAUUCACAUGGAAGAGAUAGGGAGGGAGAAAAUAUAUUGUUAAUUCUCCAUUUGAAUCUCUUAGCUGAGCAACAACACUCUGAUUCUCUCUAUCUCUUCAAGGAUAGCUGCAGGUAUUUCUUCUUUCUCACCAUCAAUUAAUGGUUAAUUUCUUUGAUGUUUAUGCUCUAAAUUCCCAAAUCAAAACAAUUUAACUCUGUAAUUUCUUGAUAAUGAUAACGAAAUUGGAAGCACUUACAGACUUAAAUCUAUAAUUUUAGAUGAUUCGAACUGUCGUAGCUGAUAUAUAAUCCCGCUUUAUACAAGAUCCGAAGUCAGCGUGUUUAGUUUAUAUUGGACAGGCGAGAUGAUGAGAUGCUUUAGAUGCAACGAGGAUGAGAUUGAGAGAGAGAAAGCAGUUAUGAGAAAUGGAAGAUUGUUAUUAGAAAAGAAGAUUGCCAUUAACGAUGGCAGAGGUAAUCCUAUCCGUUCCUUUUCUAUCCAAGAUCUUAACAAUGCAACAAAUAAUUACAAUCGAAAUCAAUUGGUUUUUCAUGGAGCAUUGUACAAAUUGUAUAGGGGUUUUCUGCAUCGCCCAGUAAUUGUGAAAAGGUAUAACAAAGGUGAAAAUUUUCUUGAAGAAUCUAUCAAUGAUAUUGUGUUUUCAUCACAACUGAGUGUGCAUAAAAAUGUCCUCAAACUGUUGGGAUGUUGCUUAGAAUCCCCAAUUCCUAUUCUAGUUUACGAAGUUGCAGAGAAGGGAACUCUUCAUGAUUACAUUAUUAGGGAUAGAAGUAGAAAAAAAUUUCAACCUUUAUCAUGGAGAAAUAGGUUGAAGAUUGCAAUUGAUCUGGCUAAUGUGAUUGCUUAUCUUCACACUGCAUUCCCAAGGCCUAUUCUUCAUAGAAAUAUCACAUCCCAACACAUCCUGCUAGAUGAAGACUACAGGGCCAAAUUGAGUGAAUUUUCAUUUUCCAUGUUAAUUCCAGAAGGUGAAACCCACAUAAGGGAUGCAAUUUGUUGUGGGACAACGGGAUAUAUUGCUCCUGAAAAUUUUGCAGAAGGUUUGUAUUUCUUCGAGGUUCUCGAGAAAUGUGUGAAAGAAAACGAAAGGAUAGACAACCUUAUGGAUCCUAUAAUUGUUGAAGAGGGGACAUGGUCUGGGAAAGAGCAGCAACUUAAAGCUUAUGCAAACCUUACCCUUCAAUGUCUUCAAUACCGUGGAGAGGAUAGGCCAGAAAUCACUGAUGUGGGUAAACAACUUAGCCAGAUUUAUCAAUUCUUACUAAUUUCUACUUGUGUUCGUCAAGCUUAGACUGCUUAGUCAUAUUAUGGAUUUAGCCAUAUGAUAUAUAUACAUCAACAUCAACUGUAUGACUCUUCAAGUUCAUUUCCCUUUUUUUCUAUUCUUUACAA